Myxocyprinus asiaticus (Chinese sucker) is the source of this 3815-nucleotide messenger RNA. RefSeq names its product mitogen-activated protein kinase kinase kinase kinase 5-like. The record is from RefSeq and is a predicted model, not a curated record. Bases 262 to 2898 code for a protein of 878 amino acids. The transcript is spliced from 33 exons. Lineage: Eukaryota; Metazoa; Chordata; Actinopteri; Cypriniformes; Catostomidae. Gene Ontology annotation, biological process: protein phosphorylation. Gene Ontology annotation, molecular function: MAP kinase kinase kinase kinase activity; ATP binding.
UGGCUUCAUUUGAAGUUAUUUGCUCUUCUCGCUGUUCCUGUUUGGAUGGUUAUUUCGACGCAAAAUUAUCUUCGGCAUUUAGGAAAAAACUCUACAUUUCCAUGAGUCCAGUGGACAAAGGUUAAUCGCACCAAUGGUGAAGUUUAAACCAAAGUUUCUGAUUUUAAGAGAUUUUUUUUGCUACGAUGAGGAUGUGGACCACAGGUCUGGUUUAAAACUGAAUCUGGGUCAUUAAAGCAGUAAAUCCUCCAGUCCUUCAGCAUGGAUCUGCUGUGCCAGUCCGGAGGAGAAAUCCAGCGCAGAAACCCACAGAAUGACUUUGAGCUUAUCCAGAGAGUUGGCAGUGGAACCUACGGAGACGUAUACAAGGCUCGAAACAUUUCCACUGGUGAACUUGCAGCAGUGAAGAUCAUCAAACUAGAGCCCGGUGAUGAUUUCUCAAUCAUCCAGCAGGAGAUUUUUAUGGUGAAGGAAUGCACCCAUCACAACAUUGUGGCUUACUUUGGCAGCUACCUCUGCCGUGAGAAAUUGUGGAUUUGUAUGGAAUACUGCGGUGGAGGGUCAUUACAAGACAUUUAUCAUGUUACAGGUCCCCUCUCAGAACUUCAGAUUGCCUAUGUUUGCAGAGAGACUUUACAGGGUCUGGGUUAUCUGCACUCCAAAGGGAAGAUGCACCGAGACAUUAAGGGGGCAAAUAUUCUGCUCACAGACAAUGGAGACGUCAAAUUAGCGGACUUUGGAGUAGCUGCAAAAAUAACGGCCACCAUGGCAAAAAGAAAAUCCUUUAUUGGGACACCCUACUGGAUGGCUCCAGAGGUGGCGGCAGUAGAGAAGAACGGAGGUUAUAAUCAGCUAUGUGAUAUCUGGGCUGUUGGAAUCACAUCGAUAGAGCUGGCAGAACUACAGCCCCCAAUGUUUGAACUGCAUCCCAUGAGGGCUUUAUUUCUGAUGUCUAAAAGCAACUUCCAGCCUCCCAAGUUAAAGGACAAGAAUAAAUGGUCUACAACAUUUCAUAAUUUUAUAAAAAUCUCUCUCACUAAGAACACGAAGAAGAGACCAACAGCUGAGAAGCUGCUCACGCACUUAUUUGUGACUCAGACAGGUUUGACUCGACGGUUAGCUCAAGAGCUGCUUGAUAAGAUGAGCAAUCCAGAUAAUCAUCAGUCCCACUACAACCAGGGAGAUGAAGAUGACCUGGAGCCGCUUGCAGAGCGUCACACCAUCCGUUCGUCUCGCAGCAAGAGCUCUCGUGCUGAAAGAACCCAGUCACAGAUCAACUUUGAUAAGAUUCAGUUUGAGCCCCCUAUGAGAAAAGAGACGGAAGCAAGCACUGAGAUGGACAUGACUAAAGACAACGACUUCUCAUCCCCCUGGAGCCCAUCUGCUGAUGGCCCCAUUACCUCCAGGGGGCACAUGUCUCCAUUAGAAGAUGCCUUUGAGGACGUUGUUCUCUCGACUCUUAAACAGGGAGUGCCGCCACCUCUGCCUCCCAAGCCCCCUCAGGUUCAGGCCAGCAGUAUUUCCGAUGAGUUUGGCGGCUGUCAGACGGUGCGGAGGUUCCCGGGUUCUGAUAACGGGCCGGUACCGGUGGCUCAUAGACAGAGCACACCUGAGAGAGGAACCAAGACAGACCACAACCAGUCUGACUACCUGUCUGUGAGGGUCAGCAGCCCAGGCCUGCUCUCGCACACUGCUGACCACGAGGAGGAUUCAGAUGGAAGUGUAAAUGGAGAUGUUUCAAAGUCGCCUCCCAGUCGUCCCCAGAGGAAAGAGAGAAGAGACUUCCCUAAACCUGCUAUUAACGGCCUCCCACCCACGCCCAAAGUUCUGAUGGGAGCUUGUUUCUCAAAGGUGUUUGACGGUUGUCCUCUUAAAAUGAACUGUGCCACUUCAUGGAUUCACCCAGAUACUAAAGACCAGUAUCUGAUAUUUGGCACUGAAGAUGGCAUCUAUACUCUGAACCUAAAUGAGCUUCAUGAAGCCACCAUGGAGCAGUUGUUUCCACGACGAUGCACAUGGCUCUACAUAAUCAAUAAUAAUCUGAUGUCAUUAUCAGAAGGGAAGACGUUUCAGUUGUAUACCCAUAAUCUUAUCGGGCUGUUUGAACAGCUAAGGAAACCAGGACUGGCCACUCCACUCCAGUUCCACACCCAUAGAUUCCCUGACAAGAUUCUGCCCAGGAGAUUUGCUCUCACCACCAAGAUCCCAGACACCAAGGGCUGCCACAAGUGUUGCAUUGUGCGUAAUCCCUAUACUGGUCAUAAGUAUCUCUGCGGUGCUUUGCAGUCUGGGAUUGUUUUGCUCCAGUGGUAUGAACCCAUGCAGAGAUUCAUGCUUAUAAAGCACUUUGAUUUCCCAUUGCCUAAUCCACUGCAUGUGUUUGAGAUGCUGGUGGUCCCUGAGCAGGAGUAUCCUCUGGUCUGUGUGGAAGUCAGUCAGGGCACAGAGCCGGGACAGGUCGUUCGCUUCCAGACCAUCGACCUCAAUUCCUGCUCGUCCUGGUUCACUGAGAUUGGCUCAGGUGGGAACAAGGUUGAUGCGAUCCAUGUGACGCAGUUGGAGAGAGACACCGUACUUGUGUGCCUAGACAAGACUGUAAAAAUAGUGAACUUGCUGGGAAAGCUGAAGUCUAAUAAGAAACUGGCGUCUGAGCUGAGCUUUGACUUCUGUGUCGACUCUGUAGUGUGUCUGCAGGACAGUGUUCUAGCCUUCUGGAAACAUGGGAUGCAGGGGAAGAGUUUCAAAUCAAAUGAGGUAACACAGGAGAUUUUGGACCCAAGCAGAGUGUUCAGACUCCUGGGAUCAGACAGAGUUGUUGUUCUGGAGAGCAGGCCCACAGAUAACCCCACAACUCUCAGUAAUCUCUACAUCCUGGCUGGACACGAGAACAGUUAUUAGCUCCGCCCCCAGAUGUUCAGACACGCUGUACCUGGAGCCAUCGCAGUACCCAUGGUGCAUUCAUUUGGAAUGGCACCGAUGUACUGGACGACCACAGCUGAGCUGAUGAGCAGACUGUGUUUAGUGCUAAAUCUCACUGUAGCCUUGUGUCAUACUCUGCCCACUGCCACACUUCUGUACACUGCAGCUGGCCAAUGGGCAUUAAGAAACAAACCACAUGAAGUUUUGAAUGGGCUUUUAGCAGCAAAGUGCAUGCAGUUCUACAGUAGCCAGUCAGAAUCCUGCAAAUCAAGCAAUCGCCGGAACUGCAAGCGAAAAUUGCUCAGCACUAAUACUCCGAAGUUUUUAACCUUAUUAAAUGUAGCCAUUCUAAAUAUUAAGUAAUAAUAAUAAUAAAACCAAAUUAAAAGCUGCAAAUAUAGAACAUUGAGCAAAAAAAAAAAAAAAAAAAGAAUGCUGCUCAUAAUGUGCCAUAUAAUGGAACGGUUUUAUGAAACAUGUAACUAACUUGAGCUAUCGUGAAAGUUUUGUGUUCAUGUGGCUCUGAAACAGCAGGCUUUCACACCAGCUAUUUGGGAAGAUUUUGGGAGAGUGAGUGAGUGUUAUUUAUUCAGCCGAGUCAUGUAAGUGAUGCAUUUUGCCCUCAUGCUACUGGGUGAAUAUAUUUCGGCUGCAGGUCAUUUCCUUUUCUAUUUCCAUCUCCAUCUGAGUAAUAUUUUACAGUUUUCAAUUAUAUCUUUUUAAAAGUAACUUUAAUUCAUACUUGCACCAUGUAAGCACUUUUGUACAUUUUCUGUUUGUAUUUAAAAACGACAAAACAUGGGAGAUGUGAGGUUACUGUGAUAUCUCAAGUAUUUCUGUUGCUUUAGUUGUAAUGUGUGCAGCUUUUGUAAUAAAAAAGGCAAUUGUUAACAGUG